Orbicella faveolata is the source of this 4534-nucleotide messenger RNA. RefSeq lists its product as uncharacterized. Lineage: Eukaryota; Metazoa; Cnidaria; Anthozoa; Scleractinia; Merulinidae. Gene Ontology annotation, cellular component: membrane coat; AP-4 adaptor complex. Gene Ontology annotation, biological process: vesicle-mediated transport; intracellular protein transport. The record is from RefSeq and is a predicted model, not a curated record.
GUGUCUAUAUUACAUAAAAGACACAAAGAAAACCUUAUGUUGAGAUGAGUGAAGUUUAUUUCUACAUAACAGCGUCAUGCGAAUUUCUGUUACCAACUCUGUAAAUCGUUCGCAUCGUUGACCUUGGGCUGCCUGUGCUUGCGCGCCACUUGGAUGGAUUUUCCGGGAACGUUCGGUCAGCGGCAAACUCCUGUAAAAUCCAAAAAACAAAAUGGCGACGGGUUAAAUGUAUAAAAAGUGCCACAAAAAGUAGGAAGAGAUCAUGACUUCCAAAGGCUCGGCAAAUCUGCCUAGCUUUAUCACCGGGUACUACGGACCAAACUCCAGUAGUUCACGAGCGUUUGAAAGUUUAGUGAGAGCUAUUGGAGAAGCCAAGUCAAAACAGGAAGAGGACCGAAUUGCCAGGAAGGAGCUGGUUGUGUUGAAAGAGAAGCUUACCCAACGGGACACUUCCACAAAACAAAUGCGAGAAUACCUUGUCCGUCUAAUCUACUGUGAAAUGCUGGGUCAUGAUGCAUCAAUUGGUUAUGUAGAAGCCAUCAAGUUUGCACAACAGCCAAAUAUUUUAGACAAAAGGGUUGGUUACCUGGCUGUGUCAUUGUUUCUUCAUGAAAACCAUGAACUGAUUGUGCUACUGAUUAACACACUUCAAAAGGAUUUACGCAGCACAAAUGUCAUGGAGGUAUGUUGUGCUUUGACAGCUGUUUGCAAGUUGAUCAACAAAGAUAUGAUGCCUGCAUUGCUACCACAAGUUCUGGAAUUAGUUGGGUCCAAAAGGGAUAUUGUGCGUAAGAAGGCAGUGAUGGCAUUACACAGUCUCUACAUAAAAAACCCAUCAGCUAUUCCAGAUGUGAGAGAACUUGCGAAGAAAAGUGUUGGUGAUAAUGAUCCCGGGGUUAUGUCGUCAUCACUGCAUAUCUUCUAUGAAUUGAUUAAGGCCAACCCUGCUGGAUACAAGGACCUUCUGCUUGGAUUUGUCAACCAGCAGACUAUGAUACUAGAAGGCAAAAUAGCAAAGGACUAUGAUUAUCAUGGAGUAGCAUCCCCUUGGAUACAGAUGAAGCUUCUGAGAAUAUUGGCAUUACUUGGAGCAGAUGAUCAAAAAUCAAGCAAGAAAAUUUACCCAGUGCUGGGAAAGACUUUGUCAAAGCUAAAUACCAACUCUCUUAUAAGUUAUGCUGUUGCUUAUGAGUGUACAAGGACAAUUACAAGCAUUUAUCCUGACAAGGGUCUUAUAGACAAGGCCGCUAGGUGUGUGGGCGUAUUUCUUGUGGCCAAAAGUAAUGACAUCAAAUACUUGGGCAUCAAUUCAUUAACAUCUCUGAUCCAAAUGGGCGGUGGAUUUGUCAUGGAACCUGCCUACCAGCGGAUUGUCAUUGACUGCCUCAAUGAUCCAGAUGAGACACUGAAAAGAAAGACAUUGGAUCUGUUAUGCCAUAUAACAAAUGCUGCGAAUGUGGAAACAGUUUGUGAUAAACUGCUGUCGUAUCUCAAAUCCACAACAGAUGCGUAUUUCAGAACAGAACUGGUCGAUAGGAUAACCGAGCUUGCUGAAAGAUAUGCGCCAGACAACUCGUGGUACAUUCUGACUAUCAAUGAGGUGUUUGAGCUUGGUGGAUCGCUCGUCAGAGAGGGUGUGGCACACAACUUGAUGCGGCUCUUAGCUGAAGGAAAUGAUGAUGAGGAACUUGAUAAUGAAACCCGCCGAUUUGCUGUAUUGUCCUACAUCGACCUUCUUGAAAAACCUGUUUUACCGGAUAUUCUGGUUUGGGUUAUUUGCUGGGUGUUGGGAGAAUAUUCAUACGCAGCUUCCGAAUACGAGCCGCGAGUCAUUCUUGAACAACUUUUCUCGUUGCUGGAAAGGAAGUUCGAAGAUCCCAGUACCAAGGGCUGGAUAGUGACUGCUAUUGGAAAGCUGACGUCACAAAUUGGACAGCUGGAUGAUGGCACAAGAAAUGUGUUAGAAGAACACGUGACAGGCACGGAUGUCGAGCUUAGACAGCGUUGUUCAGAAAUUCAAGAACUUUCUCAAAACGUUUUCCUGAUGCAAAGUGUGCUACCUUUAGAUGGUUGCUGUGAAGAACUGGAGGUGGACGAAUCCUUGUCUUUCUUGGAUGACUUAGUAUCAGAAGCGCUAUCUAAUGGAGCUUCUCCAUACAGGCCCAUGAGAGAGCGAGAGAUCGACACAAAAGUUAAAGAGGUUCCAGAUUCCCAACCGAGCCUUAAGUUCACACCUUACGAAAAUCCAGUGAAAAUUUCUAACAAACCGCCACAACAAUCAUCUGUAGCACCUGAGAUAAAAGAGCAAGCAAAGGCCGCCAAGCCUGCUAAAGAGCGUAAGAAUAUUGAAACCAAAGUGAAAGGCCGAACCCAUGCAAAGACCAUCGAGGUGUCGCCUCCUAGUAACAAGCUCUUUUCUGGAAAGGCUGUGUGGGGACCUGGGGGCUACGUAAGGGAUCGAGGGCAGUCUGGGUCAGUGGAGUCCAGUAGUAAGUCUGAUUCCUCAUCGCGGAGCUCUGGGUCUGACAGGCAAACAGUCGUUAAAACGAAAGCUGAGGUCAGCACCAGUCCUUCUGUGACUGAUCAAGAAGACGUCCGCAAACAACAACUAGCCACUCAGCUCUUCAGUGGUGUCACAGACAAACAACGUCCAUCUGCAGGCAGAGGUCACUUGGCAGCCAAUAGGAUAACUAGAAACCCUGGGAAAACAAGGUUAACUGCUGCUAAUUCUGGAAUGACUGCAUCAGCCGAUGAUCUAUCGCAUUCUGUAAAAGGCAUAGCUUCAAAGUCUGCAGGAAAAUCGAACAUGGAUCUUUUGCUAGAUCUUGAGAGCACUGGAGCUUCUCGUAUUGGAGAAGAAAAAGCUUCAUCCGGUAAUGAUGUCCUUCUCUCACGUUUGGACAACACAACAAAAUUAAUACCGCCAAGGGAUAAUGAAACGUUAAAUAGCACACGGGAAUCUUUUGAUUCUGAUUCUCCUGUGGUGAUGAACACAAGUGAGGCUGGUUACGGGAACGCUCAAGAGAAUACAACUUUGCUGGACGAAGAUAUUACAGAACGAAUUCACCGAUUAGAGCUCACAGGCACACCAUCUGCUUCUUUACCGGAAGACUUGGUUGACUUCCAGCAUUCUCCAGAAGCUGUGGAACUCUGUUUCGAUAGCAAUCUUCGUGUUACUCUUCAGAAAGUCUUCAAACCUCUCGAACUUGUUCUUGUUCUUUACCUGACCAAUCAGAAUCAGGCUAACGCGCCGAUCCAUGACGUCAGCAGCGUGCUAGAACCACCCUCCAAUCUGAUUGGCUCCUUUGAUUCGUCGACAAGUAACAAACUUCAGGAUGAAUCCAUUGGUCCUCUCGAAUGGGCGAGGCACAAAAUUGAAUUAAAAUACAAAUCUCCUGCUCUUCAUAUGAACUUUAGUGGCAAAAUUUCGUAUAAAGAUCCUAACAGGACAUCAAAGCAUUUGUUUUUUAAUCACACUUUGAACAUCAGCGACAUUUUACGGCCUCUUGCGAUAAACACGGAAGACUAUGGACAAAAGUGGACCGAAGCUUCGUUUGAAAAGAAGCAGAGACUAUCAAGUUCACUGAAAAACUGUCAAGACAUCUGUGAAACAGCGGAAGAACAGUUACGACUUCACACGGUCGAACAAAUAGGUACAAAAGUUAUAUUGGCUGGUACCGUGAUGCAGUGUGGGAUAUGUCUGUUGCACAUCAGCUGUAGUAGUGACGAUUUAGAACUGUCAAUCAAGUCGAACAACAGACUUCUAAACGAUGCACUGAUGAAAUAUUGUGUGACUAUCCUCAGAUAACGCUUCAGCGCCUGGCGGUUUCUGCUGUGGAGAAAAUGGUGCCAGGUCAAUAUUUAUUUCUUUCUUAUAUCCCGUGCGGUUGGCGUCACGGACGAUGUUGAACUUCGACUUGAACACGGUCCCAUAAUUGAAUGAUUUCUGUCAAUUUUUCUGUUUUCUCAAAUUCGACUGUGGAUUAGCGAACGGACAUAUAUACCACAAAUAUUUAAACGAGUUAACGUACAAUUCAAUCGUAGGACUCUUGCUCUCAUUAUGUAUGUAUUAACUUACAAACCUCGAGGACUGAUGGGUACUCGGAAUAUUCUUGAUAAUACGUGUGGUAAGCGAUCGAUAAGGAGAAGAUUGUUUCCUUGUAUUAGUAUAUAUGAAUUGUUGUUCUCAGUUUGGAAGCCCCUACGCCCGAAUGUAGCUUGUCCACAGCUUUGAACAGCACAUUUUGUUGUCUUUAUUACUGGUUCGGAUGGUCUUGGGUGUGACCAGGGUUCGGAAAGCAAGAAUAGCUGCAGUUUUGUAGCGGAUUUUGAGGUUUAGGAAUUGACUCACGAGGAAGGUAAACUUGGUAAAUUCUAUUGUCUCAUAACAGAGGAGGAUUUUCAACACUUGUACAACGCUUCGUAGAGAUGACUAAUGGUCAAAAAAUCUAAUUUUACACCAUAGCUAAUAGAGGGGACUGGUUAUGAAGCCCGGCAAACAUCAAGGGAGCAAACAAAGAUGGUAAGAUUUAUG